CCGGGCGUGAUGACGCGCGGCGGAUCCGCGCUCUGAUUGGGCGGCGGGAGCCCGGGGGGCGGCGCUUCCGGCGGCGGGACGGCGGUGACGGUCAGUGAAGGCGGAGCCAUGGCGGGACGCAGAGCUGCCCUUAAGGCCGUGGACUGGGCGGCCUUCGCCGAGCGGGUGCCUCCGAACCAGCGAGCCAUGUUCAACGCGCUGAAGACCCGCAACGAUGCACUGACAGCCCGGUUGGCUGCCCUGCCAGAGAAGCCCCCGGCCAUCGACUGGGCUUUCUACAAAGCUAAUGUUGCCAAGGCUGGAAUGGUGGAUGAGUUCCAGAAGAAGUUCAGUGCACUAAAGGUUCCUGAGCCUGUGGAUACACAAACUGCCAAGAUUGAUGCCCAGGAGAAGGAAACUGCCAAGAGCACUGCUGAGUACAUCCAGGCUUCCAAAGCCCGCAUUGCCCAGUACGAGGAGGAGCUCCAGAAGCUCAAGAGCAUGAUUCCCUUUGAACAGAUGACGUUUGAAGACUUGAGUGACGCCUUCCCUGAAACCAAACUGAACAGGGAGAAAUAUCCAUACUGGCCCCACAAGUCAAUUGCUGAUCUGUAAACUGGUCAGGGAGCAGUUUAAUGACUGUCAGACUUCAUGAUCUUCUAAAUAAAGAGCUUUCUCUGUCUGUGGCUUAGAUUUUAGACAUGAGUUCUGAGUAAUGUGAAGCAAUACAGUAACUCACAAACAUUCCA
Lonchura striata (white-rumped munia) is the source of this 728-nucleotide messenger RNA. Lineage: Eukaryota; Metazoa; Chordata; Aves; Passeriformes; Estrildidae. The record is from RefSeq and is a predicted model, not a curated record.